AUGGGCCACCAAAUUUACUUAGAUCUCUCAAGGCCUGAGAAAGUCAGGCAAAGGUUCGCAAAUCAGCAGCGAACCCAGUUUCGCCAAAGCGCGGUAACAGGUACCCUAGGGUUCCACAGCUCGGAGUUCUGGGCGCGGUCCGCGCACAGCCUGCCAAGCCUCACUUGGCCCCAGCCCGCGCCCCGCGCCCCGGAGAUCCUCGACGCCCCUGCGAACGCGGGGUGGACGCGACGGGCUGGGUUUGGUCCUCGCCCCGCGGCCCCGCCCCCGCCCCGAGCCCCCCGCGUUACCAGCACCCCGCGGACCGCGCUGCGCUGGGGGCGGCCGGUGCGUCGGGGCGCGGCGUUCCCAGCCGCCGCGACCCUCUGCCCCAGCGGAGCGCUGAGCUUCGGCCGCUCCCGGUUUCGGUUCCUGCCACGGCCGAGGUGGCUGCGGCGAAUGUGGGCGACCCGGCUCUCCGGCGCCCUCGCCCUCCCCUCGUGCUCACCUUUCCAGUCGGACGGGCUGCUGGUGAAGGGCCGGCGCCGCUCCGCGCGUCCUUUUGAACUCAACGGGGGCGGGCACCGCGGAGUCGCGGAGGCCAGCAGAGGCCGAACGAGGACCCCGAGCGGAGGAAGCCGCGGGUGGCGCGCGGGGUCUGUGUCCCGAAGCUUGGCAGAUGAGCGAACUUAGCCAGCACACCCCCGGCCGUGAAGCAGAGAGGUGAAGCGGGGAGAGCAACGAGCCCCACCCGGGUCUUGCCAGCUGGACGUUCUUGUGGGGCAGCGUUGAGCAGCGGUUAGGAGUGUCGUGGACUUUGGAUUCAAACAGCCCCAGCUCUUCUGCUUGCUAGCUGGGUGACUCUGGGCAAAUUAACAUCUCGAAAAUCUGUUUCCUCAUUCUUAAAAUGCGGGGCUGAAAGUGAUCAUGCCUGUAAAGCCAUCUCAUAUCCAUGGUUCUAGAGCAUGGUGAGCACCUCAAUUUGAAUAAUCAGUGCCAUGCUUUAGCUACCUCUUGACUCACUCGUUUGUGGCAGGAAAUGUUCCCAAAUUAAUCAGAAGAAUUCAGUGACUAAGAGGAUGUAAUAGUAUAUAACGCAGGCACUGGAAUCAG
This is a messenger RNA of Pan troglodytes (chimpanzee), 1092 nucleotides long. RefSeq lists its product as uncharacterized. The record is from RefSeq and is a predicted model, not a curated record. NCBI's taxonomy places the organism in Eukaryota, Metazoa, Chordata, Mammalia, Primates, Hominidae. Bases 1 to 672 code for a protein of 223 amino acids. The transcript is spliced from 3 exons.